GUAUCCUGUUCAGCUGAUGGUACACUUCGAAUAUGGAAUCUUAAAACCGCGGAGUGUGCCACAACUUUCCGUAUAGCUGGUGACACAGCUGUGAAUUCAGUUACUCCAAUUCCCAAAACAGAUCAGAUUAUUGUAUGCAAUCGUUCUAACACUCUGUAUAUUGUGAAUCCACAAGGACAGGUGGUUAGAUCCAUGACAUCAGGAAAACGUGGAGCGGAGGGUGAAUUUAUAGCAUGCACUGUGUCUCCACGUGGCGAAUGGACAUAUGCCGUGGCCGAAGAUGGUGUAUUGUAUUGCUUCCCCUUAUUAACUGGCGUUUUGGAAAAUACGCUUCCUGUAAGAGAGUUUUCUUUUGCUUUUUUUCAAUAUUAA
Messenger RNA from Haemonchus placei, 372 nucleotides. The record is from the annotation of a GenBank genome assembly. NCBI's taxonomy places the organism in Eukaryota, Metazoa, Nematoda, Chromadorea, Rhabditida, Trichostrongylidae.